This is a messenger RNA of Jaculus jaculus (lesser Egyptian jerboa), 5409 nucleotides long. It is a transcript of the gene Gria4, whose product is annotated as glutamate ionotropic receptor AMPA type subunit 4. Gene Ontology annotation, biological process: modulation of chemical synaptic transmission; synaptic transmission, glutamatergic; monoatomic ion transport. Lineage: Eukaryota; Metazoa; Chordata; Mammalia; Rodentia; Dipodidae. Gene Ontology annotation, molecular function: AMPA glutamate receptor activity; transmitter-gated monoatomic ion channel activity involved in regulation of postsynaptic membrane potential. The coding region runs from base 453 to 3161 and encodes 902 amino acids. The record is from RefSeq and is a predicted model, not a curated record. The transcript has 17 exons. Gene Ontology annotation, cellular component: AMPA glutamate receptor complex; dendritic spine; plasma membrane.
CAGCCGGUCCUCCCAGCUAGCCUGCGGGAUGCGGCAGGGGACCAGGGGCAAGGGGAGGUACUAACCCCCCCCCCCCGCCCCCAGCCCCUGAUCCGGGCUUACAGACCCUGCCAGCAAGCCAAUUCCUUGCCAAGUGCAUCCAAGGCUCCUUGAAAAGAAGAGAGAGACGCUAGGGGUGAGGUGCAUCCAAGGCUCCUUGAAAAGAAGAGAGAGAGAGACGCUAGGGGUGAGGGGGUGCCCACCCCCCAGAGCGUGUCCUUCUGCGAACCUGGGAAGAAGAGAGGAGAUCAUUGAGUGGUGAAGGGAGGCGAGGCCAAUCUCCAGACUGGCUUGGGAAGCCUCUUAAGAAACCCGGGCGCUUGGCGCCAUCAUCUUCAAUGCUUCUCUGAAGAGCCCUUAGUAAGACUGUGAGAGAAAGAGAGAGCGCGCGCCUAGGGAGAGAGGCAAAGAAGAUGAGGAUUAUCUGCACACAGAUUGUCUUCUUGUUUUCUGGAUUUUGGGGACUCGCCAUGGGAGCCUUUCCGAGCAGCGUGCAAAUAGGUGGUCUCUUCAUCCGAAACACUGAUCAGGAGUACACUGCUUUCCGCCUAGCUAUUUUUCUUCAUAACACCAGCCCCAAUGCGUCGGAAGCUCCUUUUAAUUUGGUACCUCAUGUGGACAACAUUGAGACAGCCAACAGUUUUGCUGUUACAAAUGCCUUUUGUUCCCAGUAUUCUAGAGGAGUAUUUGCCAUUUUUGGACUCUAUGAUAAGAGGUCAGUACAUACCUUGACCUCAUUCUGCAGCGCCUUACACAUCUCCCUCAUCACACCAAGCUUUCCCACUGAAGGGGAGAGCCAGUUUGUGCUGCAACUGAGGCCUUCAUUGCGAGGCGCACUCCUGAGCCUGCUUGAUCACUAUGAGUGGAACUGUUUUGUCUUCCUGUAUGAUACAGACAGGGGAUAUUCAAUACUUCAAGCUAUUAUGGAAAAAGCAGGACAAAAUGGUUGGCAUGUCAGUGCUAUAUGUGUGGAAAAUUUUAAUGAUGUCAGCUAUAGGCAACUUCUAGAAGAACUUGACAGAAGGCAAGAGAAGAAAUUUGUAAUAGACUGCGAGAUAGAAAGGCUUCAGAACAUACUUGAACAGAUUGUGAGUGUUGGAAAACAUGUUAAAGGCUACCAUUAUAUCAUUGCAAAUUUGGGUUUUAAGGAUAUUUCUCUUGAGAGGUUUAUACAUGGUGGAGCCAAUGUCACUGGAUUUCAAUUGGUAGAUUUUAAUACACCUAUGGUAACCAAACUAAUGGAUCGCUGGAAGAAACUAGAUCAGAGAGAAUAUCCUGGAUCUGAAACUCCACCAAAGUACACAUCUGCUCUGACUUAUGAUGGAGUCCUCGUAAUGGCUGAAACUUUCCGAAGUCUCAGAAGACAGAAAAUCGAUAUUUCAAGGCGAGGAAAUGCGGGGGAUUGUCUGGCAAACCCUGCGGCUCCAUGGGGCCAGGGAAUUGACAUGGAGAGGACGCUCAAGCAGGUUCGGAUUCAAGGUUUGACUGGGAAUGUUCAAUUUGACCACUAUGGACGUAGAGUCAAUUACACAAUGGAUGUGUUUGAGCUAAAAAGCACAGGACCUCGAAAGGUUGGUUACUGGAAUGAUAUGGACAAAUUAGUCUUGAUUCAAGAUGUACCCACUCUUGGCAAUGACACAGCAGCUAUUGAAAACAGAACAGUGGUUGUAACCACAAUUAUGGAAUCCCCAUACGUUAUGUACAAGAAAAAUCAUGAAAUGUUUGAAGGAAAUGACAAAUAUGAAGGAUACUGUGUAGAUUUGGCAUCUGAAAUUGCAAAACAUAUUGGUAUCAAGUAUAAAAUUGCCAUUGUCCCUGAUGGAAAAUAUGGAGCAAGGGAUGCAGACACAAAAAUCUGGAAUGGGAUGGUAGGAGAACUUGUUUAUGGGAAAGCAGAGAUUGCUAUUGCCCCUCUAACAAUAACUUUGGUACGAGAAGAGGUCAUUGACUUCUCUAAGCCCUUCAUGAGUUUGGGCAUAUCUAUCAUGAUCAAAAAGCCUCAGAAAUCUAAACCAGGAGUGUUCUCCUUCUUGGACCCUCUGGCCUAUGAGAUUUGGAUGUGCAUAGUCUUUGCCUACAUUGGCGUCAGCGUGGUUUUGUUCCUAGUAAGUAGGUUUAGCCCAUAUGAGUGGCACACGGAAGAACCAGAGGACGGAAAGGAAGGACCCAGCGACCAGCCUCCCAAUGAGUUCGGCAUCUUUAACAGCCUCUGGUUUUCCCUGGGUGCUUUUAUGCAGCAAGGAUGUGACAUUUCACCCAGAUCCCUAUCAGGUCGAAUUGUUGGAGGAGUUUGGUGGUUCUUCACCCUCAUCAUUAUAUCGUCUUAUACUGCUAACCUGGCUGCUUUCCUGACGGUGGAGCGAAUGGUCUCUCCCAUAGAAAGUGCAGAAGACCUAGCCAAACAAACAGAAAUCGCCUAUGGAACACUCGAUUCUGGGUCAACAAAAGAAUUCUUUAGAAGAUCAAAAAUAGCAGUGUAUGAAAAGAUGUGGACCUACAUGCGAUCAGCAGAGCCUUCUGUGUUCACUAGGACUACAGCCGAAGGAGUGGCUCGUGUCCGCAAAUCCAAGGGCAAAUUUGCCUUUCUUCUGGAAUCCACAAUGAAUGAAUACAUUGAGCAACGAAAGCCCUGUGACACCAUGAAAGUGGGAGGAAACCUGGAUUCCAAAGGCUAUGGAGUAGCAACACCCAAGGGUUCCUCAUUAAGAAAUGCUGUUAACCUCGCAGUUUUAAAACUGAAUGAACAAGGCCUCUUGGACAAAUUGAAAAACAAAUGGUGGUACGACAAAGGAGAGUGUGGCAGCGGGGGAGGUGACUCCAAGGACAAGACGAGCGCCUUGAGCCUGAGCAACGUGGCAGGCGUCUUCUACAUUCUGGUUGGAGGCUUGGGCUUGGCAAUGCUGGUGGCUUUGAUAGAGUUCUGUUACAAGUCCAGGGCCGAAGCGAAGAGAAUGAAGCUGACCUUUUCUGAAGCCAUAAGAAACAAAGCCAGACUAUCCAUCACUGGGAGCGUGGGAGAAAACGGCCGCGUGCUGACGCCCGACUGCCCCAAGGCGGUUCACACGGGAACUGCGAUUAGACAAAGUUCUGGAUUGGCUGUCAUUGCAUCGGACCUACCAUAAAAACCAAAAAAAUAAUUGAGUGCCUUAAUUAAACUGUGUUGGUGACUGAUGGAAACGCAGCCCCGAAGGACAGGCCCCGCAGGGUCUCUGCUCAACCAACCCUGUGGCUGAGCGCGGGAAGUACGUCGUGAGCCGGACAGCAGCAACAUGUGCAUGAGUUCAGCUCGGAAACCCAAACUCAGAUUUUAUAUCAGGAAAACUCAAAUUUAGGUUUUUUGGGGGAGUGGGUGGGGGGAGCUGGGAUGGGUAUAUUAACAGCAACAAAUUUCACUCGAGUGGACUUAACUAAUCAGACUUGCCAAAUAGAGCAUUAAACUGUGAAGUUCUUGCUCAGAAAGGCCUUGGUCACCAUGGAAAAGAAUAAAAUAGUUACAGAUGUCAAGGAAUAUGCUAACCCAUGUCUCCAGAACACCCUAGCAGUCAAUGGGACAAUCUCCAGCUGAGACAGCUGAUCACUGAACUGUGACGAGAAAAUAAUACUCAAACAUGUAAAUCCUGUGAAAAACAAAAUUUAAAGGAAGCAUUUACACUUACUUUGGAGAAAACAAAUACUGAAACAUGCUUGCUUUUUAACUGACUUAAAUUCAGUAGAGGACAACACGAUUCUUUUUUCUAACCAUCUUAGGGAACAAUACAUUGCAAUAAUUGAUAUAAAUGCCAUCACUGUAAUGACUUUAGAGACUUUUUAAUAAAAGUUAUUGGUCAUCUUGUUCGCUGUAAUCUUCACACUCGAGUUGGUUCACGAAUUGGAUUUGUGUCACUAUCAGGAACGAAAACAAAGUGAAGAAAACAUGACAUGAAAUCAUCUGUCUGUGAUGUAGAAUCCAAAAUGACUACGGGUCACUCAUGUUAUUGCUAUUAUUUAUAACCUUGUUCUGUGUACAAAAUUGUGGUUUUUGUACCCACCAAAAAGAAUAAAGUAACAAAUGUUCUUAUCGUAUCUACAGAGCUUAAAUUUUUUUCCUACAACUAUAAAGGAUCUUUGAGAAAUUCUAAGACUCUCUGAGGGAUUAUAAGAGUCAAGAGGUGGGCCAUAGUAGAAAAUGUAGCUAUCCUAUAUUAUUUCUGCAUUUAAGCUUUCCCUUUUUUUUACAAACCUUUGGCUCAUUUGUUAAUGAAUUAAAUUGUCGAAGAUGGAAUCCUUGAGAAUGAAUCAUGUCCUAACAGCAACAUACUCUGUAACUGUGUAUUGAAAUUUACUGUAUUUUGCUCCAUAAAAUUAUUUGUCUCAUGUGAUUUCACCCUUCAUUCUUUUUCCAUUUAAAUCAUUUCAAGGUAAUAACAAUAGUUUAGAACAGGCAACAAGUAGAUGGUACUUGUUUUCACUGAGAAAUUGUGAAGACAAUUCUACCAUGUUUAUUUAAAAAAGGACACUUUGCUAUGUAUGGACAUGGUUCAAGAUAUUAGGUUCAUUUGAAAUGAUCAGUACUAUAAUACAAAGAAAAAAAAUCAUGGACUUAAGGAUCUCAGCAAAAAGCACAAGUUAGGAUGAUACUCAGAGUGUGAUCUUGAAGGAUGAGUAGAAGUUUCACAGGAAAGGUGGCCAGAAGCUAGUGCACAAAGCCAGUGGCUUGUGUCGCUGCCUUGCAUGAGGGCUGUGCGCAGCGAGAUGGGCUGGUGAGAGCACAGGGUCUGCUGAUACCAUGGAGGCUAAGCUGGAAAAGGUAGAUGACUAAUCUUCCUUUAGUGCUCAUGAUCCCCAUUCAAUCUCUGUGCUUUAGUAAAAGAAAUCUCAAAUGGUAUUAACCUGGUAACAUAUGUAUACACUGUCCCUCAGGAAAAAUUACAGGUUUUUGAGGUAAUAAUUUCCUUCAUGGUCUGGUCCUUAAUUAUUGCUUCAAACACUCCCAUCACUCCUACCCAAGCCUUCAGCCAGCAAAUGAACUUCCACAGUAGCACAUGUACACUGCAUAUACUAAUUCUUCAGUCUACAACUCCCUUCUGUUUCCUCUGUAUCUAACUUACACUCAUCCUUCAACACUCAAAUUGAAUGUCCUGGGAGGAUUUCCAUGACUAUUUACAACCCCCUGCCUAUGAAACUGAGUUAGGUGCCAUUCUUAAUGUUUUUUACCCAUCACAGCACUCACCACACUGCAUUGUAAUUGCUUGUGUACUUGUCUGUAAAACUACUAGACUGUAAGCUCCUUGAGGGCAGGGACUGUGUCUACCUUGUUCACAGUUGUAUCCCCAGCACCCAGCACAGUGCCUGGCAUAUUGUAGGUGCUUAAUAAAUAUUUGUUGAAUGAAA